AUGUCUGCGGAGAGCACAGGACUGGUUCCAGGGCAGGACUGGGACCUGAACCGGGGCCUCUGCCCGAAGCACCAAGGCUCUGAAGUGGCUCUGCUGGCCGGUGUGCUGGGCGGCCGCUGUCAGGGCCACCACAUCCACCCCGCGGAGGGGCGCGCAGAAGAGCUGCGGGACAAGAUUGUGGACCAGGGGACACUGCAGUCACAGAGUGCUGGCACCACAAGUCCAUGCUGA
Messenger RNA from Pipistrellus nathusii (Nathusius's pipistrelle), 231 nucleotides. NCBI's taxonomy places the organism in Eukaryota, Metazoa, Chordata, Mammalia, Chiroptera, Vespertilionidae. The record is from the annotation of a GenBank genome assembly.